Messenger RNA from Diversispora eburnea, 120 nucleotides. NCBI's taxonomy places the organism in Eukaryota, Fungi, Glomeromycota, Glomeromycetes, Diversisporales, Diversisporaceae. The record is from the annotation of a GenBank genome assembly.
AUGCAAGAACAGAAUACAGUAGAAUUCAAUUAUAAUGAAGUGGCAUUUGAAGUGAUAGCUUCUAAUAUCACACAUAUAGCAAAAAUGACUGAAAAAGCUUUUGAAAAGUAUGUAAAAUAG